UAUUCAAUCACAGGUCUUUCUUUUAACUGGGCCAGUAAUGACAGGCCAGGUGGCAAUCCCUUUAGUUGUCCUAAAGUGCCCAGUGUGCCCUACACCUAGUCAUUAUGCCUCAGAACAUCACCAACCUCCUCCCUAAGCUGCAACACCUAGAGCUUUUGUCAGCAUUAUAGUUGUAUCUUUAAACUGACCCCUGUCUUCCUUCCUUCCUUCUCUUUCUUUCUUACUCUCCGAACAUGUGGCGUUUGUGUGACACGGCUGCUCCAAAAAACGCUCCUUUAAACACAAGCCGAAGCUGCCCUGGUGUGAGCAAGUGAGCGAGCACGGUUCCGUCCAUCUGUUUAAAACAUUUAUCAGCUCAGCAACUAAGCAGACACUUUUCUGUCUGCGAAGGAUUAUUGGCAACUCUCCCUACAAAAGGCUUGGGGGAGAAGCGGAAAUAUUUGGCCUGAAGGGGGAAAAAGAAAGCAAACAAAAAAAAUCCACAGUCUCCAGACCACUGGUCGUUGCCAUGAGACCUGGGAUUCUACUAGCAGUCUGGGUCGUUGUGUGUCUGAGCCUCGUUGUGGCCCAGGAGCAGCAGGUACCACUGGGUCAUGGAAAGAGGAGAAGGUCUGGACAGAGAAGAGCCAAAAAGGUCACCUCCGGUCAGGCAGCCAAGCAGGGGAGGCAGACAGCUCGUAAUGGAGAUGCUGGGGCCGCCAUUUCCUUUAACUCGUACAAGAAUGUUAACGAACAGGAGUCCAACUACAACGUCAUUCCAGGAAGGAGUGGUCAGUGCAAGUACAUGGGCAUCACCAUGUUUGACAAAGCCGUCUGGUCCCCCAAGCCCUGUGUGACCUGCUUAUGCUCUGAGGGCUCCGUGGUCUGUGAUGAGGUGUCGUGUCCAGGCCUGCGAUGCCAAGUCUCCUACACACCCAUUGGAGAGUGUUGCCCAGUGUGCGCUGAUACCGGGCUGGAGGACCCAGACUUCUCUGGCGAGGUCCCGUUAUCUAAUGACCCCAGCGACCCCAGCGAGCCGUGGGUCUUUCGAACGCCCGCCGAGAUCGAGGAGAUCCUCAGACAGGAAGCUGAGGAACACCGGGAGGAAGAGGAGCGUCUUCGCCGAAGAGACGAAGAGAGGAGAAAGAGGAGGAGGCGGAAGGAGAAGGAGGCGGCCAAGAGGAAAGAGAAGGAGCGACUGCAGGCGGAGGCGGAGGAGGAGGAGCGGCUGCUCAGGGAGGAAGCGGAGGCCGCCGAGGAGAGGAAGAGGCGACAGGAGGAGCACAGGAGGCAGGAGGAGGAGAGGAUGAGGAGCAUGGAGAACGAGCAGAAGCUCAUGAUGAAGGUCCUGCGGGAGGCGGCCGAGAGAGCGGCAGAGAGAGCAGCGGCCGAGAAACUAAGGGAUGAGGUGGAGUCGCCGGAUGAGGAGAUUGUUUGGCUGAGGGGGGAUGUAUUUCAGAUGCCACCACUGGAGGAGACCACAGACGGGCCUACGUUGAUCCCACUCGUCAACGAACCUACAGAACCGGCUGAACCCCCCAAUGAGGAAAGGGAAGAAGAGGAAGAGGAAGAGGAGGAGAGAGAGGAAGUGGGAGAGGAAGUGGGAGAGGAAGUAGGGGGUGUUGAUGGUACUAGACCAGUGGUUCAGAUUAUUACCCAAGACGUUCCGAAGGGCUGCACCAUAUCUGAUGUCAUAAUAAACUGUGAGAACGGAAAGCUGACCGCAAUCCCACCUCUGUCUAUCCCAGAGCUAAAAUCUUUGAAUCUAGAGGGUAACGAGAUCACGACAAUCCCGGCUGGAGCUUUCUAUGGCAUUCCUAAUUUGGAGUGGAUAAACUUUAGCAAAAACAAGAUCACAUCCCAAAACAUAGACCCACAAGCAUUUAAGAGCCUGAAAUUCCUGAGUCGCUUGUACAUGGAUGGCAAUCUCCUCGAGCAAAUCCCUGCUGGUCUUCCUUCAACACUACAAGAACUCAAAAUCAAUGACAACAACCUUCGUGAAAUCAAGGAAAACAGUUUUAAAGGCAUGAGCAGCUUGAUUACCCUGGAGCUGGAGGACAACAUGCUGAGUGAGAGUAAUGUGGAGCCCCAGGCCUUUGCACCCCUCACCGGACUCUCCUACCUACGACUAGGCCACAACUUCUUCCGCACCAUCCCUCAGGGACUGCCCCCUUUCCUGCUGGAGCUUCACCUGGAGAGCAAUAAGAUAGAGGAGAUAACAGAGGGAGCUUUCAAUAACACCCACAACCUCAAUGUGGUAGUGUUGCGACACAAUAAGAUUGACGAGACCCGGAUUGCGCCGCUGGCCUGGAUAAAUCACAAGACUCUGGAGUCCAUAGAUCUGUCCCACAACAACCUGUACAUGGUCCCGUCCUUCCUGCCCAAAGCUCUGGUGCACCUGGUGCUGGUCGGCAACCAGAUCGAGAGGAUCCCGGGCUACGUGUUCGCCCACAUGGAGCAGGGCCUGGAGUACCUGUACCUGUCCUACAACAGGCUGGACGGCGAGGGCAUCGAACCCGAGGCCUUCCUGGGCUGCCUGCACUCCAUGACGGAGCUGUGCCUGGACCACAACCAGCUCACAGACAUCCCCAUCGGCGUCAACGAGAUGACCUCGCUGCACUUCCUCAGGCUCAACGAUAACAGAAUCAGGAACAUUGCAGAGGAUGCGAUCUGUGACCCAUUAAAUGAAGACGACUCACACUUGGUGGCAGUGCGACUCGAAAACAAUCUCCUGGACUUGAGAAAAAUCCCAAACACAGCAUUCUCCUGUGUUAGAUCCUACUCCAGUGUUGUUCUGAAGCCACAACAUCUAAAAUAGGAAAUACUGCAGGGAGAAAUGCUAACACCCUCAACCAAAAGAAUAAUACAGUUAAGGGAUUCAUAGCAAGUUAUCAAUGUACAGUACUUUACAUUUCAUUAGCACACACGCACAGAUAUUCUUUGAAAUAUUAAUACUGCAUGGGAGAUCACAGGACGCACUACCACUUACAGUAUACAUACUUGCCAUUUUGUUCAGAAGUCACCUGUGUGUGUGUGUGUGUGUGUGUGUGUGUGUGUGUGUGUGUGUGUGUGUGUGUGUGUGUGUGUGUGUGUGUGUGUGUGUGUGUGUGUGUGUGUGUGUUUCUAUGUGUCUGUGUAUGUGUGUGUGUGAGUGAGUGUGAGUGCGCGCAUGUUCAAAUAGGUCACCACUGACCAAAAGCAGAUAGAAUCGAUUAAUUCUCUGCAUGCUGGCAAAUUAUCACGUGUGAUGUUUCAUAGAGAAUGUUUCAAUUGUGGGAAAAGCUGAGAAUCAAAAUCUUGUUUAUUGUCUGAAACAAUAUGCUUCUGUAUGCAUAUUGCGUGCAUAUUCUGUACCCAAAUUGACCUGUUCUUGUUCUUAUUCACAUAGUACAUGGGAUGAACUCUUGGGACAGAACCUUGGUCCCCAUCACAUCCCACAGCCUGCCGGUCCAGGUUCUUUUAGGCCAGUGAUGCAAGCACUAAGACAUUCUAUGGUCAUGGUUACUCUAUGCAGCUGAAAACUGUUACAGCGCAAUGAAAUGUGUCAACAUGAGAUGUUUGUAACAACAUACAAAAGUGUGUAAUGUAUGAUGCUUUUCAUUGGACAAAAAGAAUGAACGCCUUAUAUUGGGCUUUUUGCCCGGCCUGACAGAAUUUUAUAAAAUAAACAAGAUGAU
This is a messenger RNA of Engraulis encrasicolus (European anchovy), 3656 nucleotides long. RefSeq names its product extracellular matrix protein 2, female organ and adipocyte specific (gene ecm2). Gene Ontology annotation, cellular component: extracellular matrix. The record is from RefSeq and is a predicted model, not a curated record. Lineage: Eukaryota; Metazoa; Chordata; Actinopteri; Clupeiformes; Engraulidae. The coding region runs from base 509 to 2797 and encodes 762 amino acids. Gene Ontology annotation, molecular function: protein binding; heparin binding; collagen V binding. Gene Ontology annotation, biological process: extracellular matrix organization; positive regulation of cell-substrate adhesion. The transcript is spliced from 10 exons.